AUGCCGCCACGACGUGCUGCGACCCGCACGGCAGCCAUAAAGGCAGAAGAUGUCGAUGAAGAACCUCCUACGCGCUCAAAACGCGUCGCACGCAGCGUCAGUGUGAGCGUUGCGGAGAGCGAUCACGACGGUGCCAAUACUGCAAGCGACGUAUCCGACGAUUCAGAUCCUAAACCAAAGAAAAAGCCCGCAAAAAAAGCUGCAAAAGCUCCUGCGAAACGCGCUGCUCCGAAAGCGACGACGACGACUUCAACAAAAGCCCGCAAGGCGGCAAAGGCCCUGGCGGACGAGGACGACGAUGAAGAAGAGGAGAAACAGGAAGAUGUCUUUGCGACACCCAAACCUGUCGUCAAAUCGCGCGCAAAGGCACCGGUAAAGAAGUCCAAAGUGGCGAAACCAGCGGCAUCGCAGCAGUCGUCUCGGGCACCCAAUACAACACCACUUCCACGAACACCGAGACCAACGGCCAAGCGACCCGAUCCAGUCGCACUAGACGAGGAAGAGAACAUUGUCCUCGAAAGUCCGACUAGAAGACCACUGGUUAUUCCCUCUCCCGUGAAACUAGAAGUUGUGGAAGACAAGGGACCGAGACCUCGUUUAGUUAUUCAUAAGAUUGUACUGGUCAACUUCAAAUCGUACGCAGGCCGGCAAGAGAUUGGGCCCUUUCACAAGUCUUUCUCCGCUAUCGUUGGCCCGAACGGUUCCGGCAAGUCAAACACCAUCGACGCGUUACUCUUUGUAUUUGGAUACCGAGCGUCCAAAAUGAGACAGGGAAAGCUUAGCGAACUCAUCCACAACUCGGCCAAUUACCCAGACUUGGAUGAAUGUCGCGUCGAGGUUCAUUUCCGCGAGAUCAUCGACUUGCCAGGUCCCGAUGCAUUUGAAGUUGUACCAAAGUCGAGCCUCGUCGUUGCCCGCAGUGCUUUCAAGAACAACUCGUCACGAUAUACGAUUAACAAUAGGGCCAGUAAUUUCAAUGAAGUCACGACUCUUCUCAAAGCGAGAGGCAUCGAUCUGGACCAUAAACGCUUCCUUAUUCUCCAGGGAGAAGUUGAGUCUAUCGCCCAGAUGAAGCCCAAAGCUCAAACCGAACAUGACGAGGGAUUGCUCGAGUAUCUCGAGGAUAUCAUCGGGACAUCCGUGUAUAAGCAACCUAUCGAAGACGCAUUUGCCGAGUUAGACAAACUAGGAGAGGAGCGCUCGGAGAAGUUGAACCGCCUGAGGCUCGUGGAGAGAGAGAAGCAAUCUCUUGAAGCGGACAAGAAAGAGGCAGACGACUUUUUACGCAACUCCAAUGAAUAUGCGCGCGUUCAAUCCCGUCUCUUUCAGUGGCAUAUGUAUCAGACGCAGCUCAAGAUAGAUCAAUGUGCUCACAAAAUGGACGAGCUUCAAGCCGAGUUGGUGGCACAAACCGAGGCCAACAAGGAGCAUAUACAGCAGUCGGAAGAGCUACAAGAGCACUAUAACAACCAGGAGAAGAAGCUCAAGCGUGCAGAUUGCGAAGAAGAGGCCGAGACUGCCACCGCACACUUGUCCUCCCAGACAAAACGCGAAGUGGAACUAACGGAAAGGAAAAAGGUGGCAGAUGCUAAGAUUAAGAAGUGCACAAAGUCGAUUGCUGAAGACAAAGCGUCAAAAUCCGAAGCUGACCACAGCAUUCGCCACAACUCGGAGAUCUUGGAACGCAGCCAAGCCGAGGUAGACAAGCUCGAAGAGAGCCUUGCUCAAGAAGAGAAGAAGCUCGAGGAUAUCGUGGACAGUUUGAAGGACAAAACACAGGUCUUUACUAAGCAGAUAGAAGCAAAGCAGAGAGAGCUCCAACCCUGGAGUGCAAAGUUGAGGCACAAGGAGGGCGAGAUCAAGAUCGCUCAGAACGAGCAAGACAGUCUCAAACGAAAAGUCGAGGCCGUCAAAACAGCGGGAACAGAGGCAAAAGCUGCAUUAGAGGCUUUACGCACAGAGAAGGCGAGCAAAGAAAACGACAAGAAUCAGGUGCAACAGGAAAAAGCAGAGGCUCAACGGGAGUUGGCCGACAAGCAGCGGUCAUUUGAGACUCUGCGUGGCGAACUUGUCAAUCUUCGCGGCAAGGCUUCCGCUUCACAACAAAAAGUUGAAGAGGCAAGAGCUUCACAAGCGCAAAAUCGCUCAGCGAAUGCGGUCCUUGAUAGCCUGACCAAGCUUUCUCAAACGGGCCGAGUUCAAGGCUUCCAUGGUCGUUUGGGAAGCCUCGGUACUAUACCAGACGAGUACGAUGUGGCUAUUUCGACGGCAUGUGGCAUUCUCAACAAUUUGGUUGUCGAUACGGUCGAGCAGGCCCAAACAUGCAUUGAAUAUCUGCGCAGUCAAAACAUUGGGCGUGCUUCUUUCAUCGCUCUCAACAAGCUUCCGAAGCAGACAUACGAACGCAUUGAAACGCCGGAAGGCGUCCCGCGGCUUUUCGACCUGAUCAAGCCCAAGGAUCCCAAAUACCUUCCAGCUUUCUGGAAGGGUGUGAGCAACACGCUCGUUGCAAAGGAUUUGCAACAAGCCAACCGCAUCGCAUACGGCGCAAAACGAUGGCGCGUAGUAACCUUGGCCGGCCAGCUGAUUGAUACAUCUGGUACCAUGUCUGGCGGUGGCAACAAGCCGAUGAAAGGUCUCAUGAGCUCGAAGCUAGCUUCGGAUUCCGUCCAGCCAGAAGUUCUCAAGAGGUUCGAAAAGGAGAGCGAACAGGACGCCUUGGCUGUUGCAAACGCUAUAUCUGCCUUGGCGCGUUUAGAAUCUGAGAUCGACGACUUGAAAGGGAAAGGACCGGCCCUCGACCUUGCUUUACAAAAGCUGAACAUGGAUCUUGGUGUAUCCGUGCAACGUAUCCAAGAAGCAGAGAAGCGCUUGCGAGAACUCGAGAAGCAGAGUAAACCGGAUCAAGCAGAUAUCCAGCGCAUUGCGGUGCUCGAGAAGGAGAUUGAACGCUCUCAGAGGGAACUAGAGCAACUCACUCGCGACUCAGCUGCAAUUGAACAAGCCAUACAAGAGCUUCAGGAAAAGAUCUUGGACGUUGGUGGUGUUCGCCUUCGCGCACAGAAAUCCAAAGUCGAUGGCAUAAGGCAAAUGCUCGAUCUUGAAAACGACAAGAUCACCAAGGCUGAAGUACAUCUCGCUAAAGCGAGAAAGGAUGCCGAAAAGUAUGCAAAGUCUCUCGCAGCAAACGAAGAGGCCUUGGAGGCGAGUGCAGAAGUCCUGGAGCAACUGCAGAAUGAGCUUUCGGUCGUCAAGUCUGACGUUGCUGGCGUUCAAAAGACUGUAGACGCUGCCAAUAGCAGAUUCGAGUUAGCGAAGGACGAGCUUGAUGCGAUUAAAGCCGAAUUGGAAGAAAAGUUGGAGCUUACGAGAGAGUUCAGAAAGAAGGAGAACGAGAUCAAGACGGCGUUGAAGGACGCCGAAAAGGAGCUCAAGGAGAACCAACAACGACACUCGACGUACAAAGAACGACAUGAUAAGCUCGAGCUUCAGGAGAUUGACGAGGACGAGGAAGACGAAGCUGCGGCAGCGGCCGAAGCUGAGAAAAAGAAACAAGACGCGAUGGAUGAGGAUGAGGACGAAAACAAGAUGGAAGUUGAUCCUCCCACCAAGACGGAUCCCUAUCAGUUUUACUGGUAUACGCCAGAGGAGUUAGAAUCCUUUAGCCAACGUCAACUUGUGGCUGAUGUCGCACUUUAUGAGGAACGCGUCCGAACUGCAAAGCCCAACAUGGAUGUCCUCAAGCAGUACCGCAAACGAGAGCAGGAGUUUUUGGCGCGGGCGCAAGAUUUGGAUGCCGUCACAGCUAAGCGGGAUGCUUGCAAGAAGCAUUAUGAUGACUUGCGGAAGAAGCGACUUGAGGAGUUUAUGUCUGGAUUCAAUCAAAUCUCUUCCAAGCUCAAGGAGAUGUAUCAAAUGAUCACACUGGGUGGAAAUGCUGAGCUCGAAUUGGUGGAUAGUAUGGAUCCGUUCUCCGAAGGGAUCAUCUUCAGCGUCAUGCCGCCCAAGAAGAGCUGGAAGAAUAUCUCGAAUCUUUCCGGUGGCGAAAAGACGUUAAGCUCAUUGGCUUUGGUCUUCGCGUUGCACGUCUUCAAGCCAACUCCGCUGUACUUUAUGGACGAGAUUGAUGCCGCCCUCGACUUCCGAAACGUCUCGAUUGUGGCAAACUAUAUCAAAGAUCGAACGAAGAACGCACAAUUUAUCAUCAUCUCCCUGCGUAACAACAUGUUCGAGCUUAGCCAUCGACUUAUUGGCAUCUACAAGACUUCAAACGCUACACGGAGUAUCACAAUUGACAAUCACGAUCUCAACCGGGCCCCUUCUGUAUCUACCUAG
Serendipita indica DSM 11827 is the source of this 4335-nucleotide messenger RNA. The record is from the annotation of a GenBank genome assembly. NCBI's taxonomy places the organism in Eukaryota, Fungi, Basidiomycota, Agaricomycetes, Sebacinales, Serendipitaceae.